This is a messenger RNA of Jaminaea rosea, 2695 nucleotides long. RefSeq lists its product as hypothetical. NCBI's taxonomy places the organism in Eukaryota, Fungi, Basidiomycota, Exobasidiomycetes, Microstromatales. Bases 110 to 2557 code for a protein of 815 amino acids. The transcript has a single exon. The record is from RefSeq and is a predicted model, not a curated record.
UUGGUUGACUCGGCGUCCACUCUAGGAUCAAAACAAAGGAUGCUGCUUCCUCAUCACAUCUUGGAGCAACAGAUCCUCUCCUUCGUACCACCAUCUACGAUUCGCAAACAUGCCAACCACGCCUGCUCGUCCCAAGAGCGAGGAAAGCAGCGCGAGUACACCGCGCAAGAAGAGAAGCCAAGCACCAGGCAGUGUAACCUCGUCACCCGCUUCCCCUUCUUCGCCACCUCGCCCACCCAACGCGUGGAUCCUGUAUCGCUCCUUCAAGAUCGAGCAGCUCAAGCAGUCCGAGGGCGCUGCCGCCACCGCUACAUCAGAUCAGGACCACGCGACUACGCCCACAAAGACGAAGAAGCGUCGCUCCCAAUCGCCUGCCAAGGGGGCACUGACCGCCACAGCGCUGGCUGCUCUGGCGGCUGCUUCACCCUCCUCCUUCGACUCGCCCUUCUCCAAGACUCCCCGCUCCCAACCUGCUACAGCCACGACUCCCUCCCUCGCCUCGGGCCCUACAUCCUCCUCCUUCGCUCCGUCCUCCUCGCACACAUCAAGCAGUCCCAACUCGCGCAGCAAGGCUGGCCCUGCCCCUUCCACCUUCUCCACCUCAACCGCCGCCACCUCUUCAUCCACGGCGUCAUCGUCGACGACACCAAAUGUCUCAACCCUCAUAGCCCAACUAUGGGCCACCGAACCGCCCCAAGUGAAAGAAUCCUUCCACGCCCUCGCCCGCGAGAAGGAGGAGGAGCACAAGCGCCUCUGGCCAGACUAUAAGUACAAGCCGAGCGUGACGGACAAGGCUAAGCGGGCCCGCGCGAGGCGCAGGAGGGGGAGGGAUGGCGAGCCAGUGAGCAGUAGGCUCGAGGGGAGCCCGUUGCGCGGUGUAGGGGCGAAUGGGGAGCGACGUAGUGGAAGCCCGGUGAGGGAGAGUGUGGCGCCUUAUCCUUCUACGCCUGUGAGAGAGAGGGUCAAGAUGCUCAGCAAUCCAACACCUGGUCCCUUCGACAAGGCCACUGCGCCUGCCACGCCUGGUGAUCCCUCGCCUACAUCCGGUUAUCGCACCGUGAGCGGCUCGUCGAGCAAUGCCACGGCCACUACAGCGGACACGUGCAUCGUCCACGACACCACCCCUUCGAGCCACUCUCUGCGAUCAGGUCACGACUACAUCUUCGGUGCACCCCCGCCCCUUGGCCUACACGACGCUCUUGCACCACCCGUGGCAGCUUGGCAGUCCCCAAGCCCGAGCCUGAGCCCGAGCCCGACAUUGGCGCGCACCUUGGGCUUGACAAACCACCACCACGGGGAAGGGGAAGUAGCUACUUCCCAGCUCGGCGGCGAAACCGAUAUCGGCGCCAACUUCGACCUAGAUCCAGAACUGAUGGACUGGCUCAACGCGCAGACGGCUGAUGCGUUUGCUCCGUUGCCUUCCCCGCCUGGUAUGGCGGCGCACGCGCAGGUCGCUGCGGCUUCGCAGGGGGAAAUGGUGGGGAUGGACGUUGAUUCGAAGUGGUCGAGGACGGAUCCGCUCCAGCUUGGAGGCGCGGGCCCUUGCUCGUCAAUGAACGCUAGUAAUCAGGCCUUCACGGACCUUUUCACCACCCCUCUCCCUGCACCACCACCAGCUCCUCCUCCUCCUCAGACGGCACCUUUUCCCGCCAGUGACAGCACCGCAGCCGCAGCCGCAGCUACAGGGGACGACACCCUCUGCCACCUCUCCUUCAGCCUCGAUGCCUCCCGCCUAGAGCACCUCCUCGCCGAUCCGGUCGAUCGAUGCGUCCUACCCUCUGAAGUCAAGGCGAGGGAGCAACGCCAGCAGCAGCAGCAGGAGAGCGAGGGCGAGGGCACGGCUACGGGCACGGGGACAUUUGCGUGGAAUAGGCUCGCCUCGAGUAGCAUCCUCUCUUCGUCCGAAAUCACAGCACCGCGAGCUGCGCCCUCUUCACCAUCGCCCCGUCCCCCCUGGGUCAACGACACCGAAUCUGCUGCUCGACCAGUCUCGCCUCACUCGAGGACAAGCUCGAACCUCUCCCCUAUGCCGAUGACGAGACGCGACCCUCCAGGAGCUCCAAUACCGUCACGAGAGACUUCGCGUUCGCGUCCCUGCUCACCCACCCCUGUAUCGCCUCACCGUUUCCCACGACCACGCGCUGCUCGACUACGCUUGCCUGCGCAGGUUUCCGGGCCCUCGUCGUCGCCGCCGCCGCCGUCGCUGUGCAAGACCAGGGCGACGCCUACAUCUCUCCGGCCUCAGGCACAUCGAGGCGAGCCCUCUGGCUCUUCGAUCGCCUCCUCAUCAUCCUCCUCCUCCUCCUCGCUCUCCCUCCAAUCCAAAUCGCAACGUCCUGCGCGCAGCUUCGCGGAUCACGAGGGCUCUUCCGCAGCCACGAUGGCGGGCGUGACAGAAUCCUCUCCUCGUCGCCAAGGCAGCAGGGGGAGGCGCACCGAGUUUCUCCUCAAUGGCGCGUACACGGCAAAGGAGCUCAAGCGAUUAUUGGAGGCGAGUGGGGAGGAAGAAGGUGAGGGGGAAGAGGAUCGUACUGGUAGUCCAAACGAUGAGGCGUAGAUGGACUGGCUUGCUACUUGUCCCUUUUGGUCACUCCGUGCUCCAGCGUGUCGAGACGCAAUUGUCAUCUCUGAUUUGAACGAAUGUAUAGAUGCAUAGGCGACAAAAACCACGACGCCGCUGAUGAUGAUUCCCCCU